GUCCUACUUCUGCAAACGUUCUGCUUCCUUGUCAGUGUAAAGAUGGCACUCACAGACCCGUGCAAAGGGUGAUGUUCUCUGAAAUGAAAAUGGACAAGGGAGCAAGGUAGCACAUUUGUAAUAUCCACUGGCUCAGACUGCUGGUGCAGUAGACAUGAACUUGACUGAAGACAGUUUAUUUACCUCGAAGGCUAAGGAGUGCAGAUCCGUUUUAUUUGUUGCUUGUUGAAUAGUCGAAGUGUGUCGGAUCUGGUUAGCUAACGUAGCUAGCUAGUGGUAGCAAAAUAGAUGCUCGCAAAUACUGCGAUUCUGUAUUGAUUUAUACGCAGUGCAUAUUCGACCAUGGCCAUCUCUCAGUUUCGCCUUUUUAAGAUCUGCACUUGUCUCGCAACCUUGCUGUCCUUCUUCAAAAGAUUGAUAUGCAGAUCAGGAAGGUUGCGAAAGCUAAGUGGUGACCAGAUAACUUUGCCAACUACAGUGGAUUUUUCAUCGGUUCCCAAACAGGCUGAGAUUGAGGAGUGGAGCUCCUGGGAUGAGGAAGCCCCCACAAGUAUCAAAAUCGAGGGGGGCAAUGGCAACCUUCCACCCCCUCAGGAUGAUGCCGAGGAGGAGGAGCCAGAUUACUUCAAGGACAUGGCUCCCACCAUCAGGAAAACCCAAAAAAUUGUUCUGAAGAAGAGGGAGCCGCUGAAUUUCACCAUUCCGGACGGAAGUUCGGGAUUCUCCAGCCGGCUGGCAGCCACUCAGGAUGUGUCAUUCACCCAGCCGUCGGCUGAGCUAGGGGAAAUGGACACCUGGCAGGAGGACCCCAAUGCCUGGGAGGAUGAGUCUGAAGCUGCUUGGGAGGCGGAGGAAGUGCUGAGGCAGCAGAAGCUGGCAGAGAGGGAGAAACGAGCCAUGGAGCAGCAGAGGAAGAAACUGGAGAAAGAAGCUCAGAGACUGACGAAAAAAGAACAGAAGAUUGCCGUUAAGCUUUCGUAACGUAGAAGGAGCCCUGGGCAACGACAUAUGCCAGGAAAAAGCUGGACAUCCUUCCACACAGUCACCAUUUUCAUAACAGUUUUUUUUCCCCCUCCCUUUCCAAAGUUAACCCAUUCAUUUUCAAUUUCCUGGUGUACGUCCACCAGCAGCCAUUCAAAAUAUCCGUCUGGUGUCUGUGAAUCAUUCUGUAGGUCUGUUUUUUUUUUUUUUUUAAAUAACAACAAAAAAUAUGAAAAAUAUGCUAAAUUAUUUUUUCCCCUCUGCUGAAUCAGGUUGCAGGAACUAUUGUAAAUAGAAUUACAAAUGAACAUUUGGAGAACUGGGAAGUUUUGUGUAGUGAGGUUAAAAUGCACAGCAGAGUGUGAUAUUCUUAAACUGCUGAAUUCAUUCUCCAGUA
Anguilla anguilla (European eel) is the source of this 1378-nucleotide messenger RNA. It is a transcript of the gene ebag9, whose product is annotated as estrogen receptor binding site associated antigen 9. The record is from RefSeq and is a predicted model, not a curated record. Lineage: Eukaryota; Metazoa; Chordata; Actinopteri; Anguilliformes; Anguillidae. Bases 343 to 981 code for a protein of 212 amino acids. Gene Ontology annotation, cellular component: secretory granule. The transcript has 7 exons.